AAAAAAAAAAACCCAUUUUUUCAAUUCUUCCCUGAAAUGUAAGAAAGGGGAAAGCAACAGCAAGGCUGCCUGCAGGACCGGUUCAUUUCAUAUCUUGGUUACCUUUCUUCCCCAACACCAGCGAAUACCAGAAGGAUCAACAAUCAGCAACGCGACAUCGUUUUCAAACUUCAAAGUGUUGGGCGUAGGAGGCAUUGUCGUAGAUGGAAGCUUCACGGAGUAACUCGGAAAUCCCAAACCUAAACCCUAGCCCGAGAAGAAACCCGAUUCCGAUUUCGUCUCCGUCGCCGGCGUGGCCCACCAUAGACGGCCCCCUGGGGCUGUCAGAGGAAGAGUCAGUGAGCUACGCGCGUAGAUUCUACAAGUUUGGCUUCGCCCUGCUCCCUUGGCUUUGGGCCCUCAACUGCUUCUACUUUUGGCCAGUCCUCCGCCACUCCCGCUCCUUCCCUCGCAUUUACCACUAUGUUUUAAGAUCAGCAGUUGGUUUCACGGUAUUUUCCGCUCUUCUCUUAUCAUGGGCCCUUACAUUUGCUAUUGGAGGGGAGCACCUUUUCGGCCAUGUCUGGGAUCAACUAGUUAUGUACAAUCUCGCUGACAGACUUGGCUUGACAGGUUGGAGCUAAGUCUAUGCCUUCUCCUUCGAACAUCACGAAACACUUCUUUUGUGUCUACUAUUUUCUUCUUCGUUAAAUCAUAUAUUUGCAUUAGUUUAACAGAAUACGGCAGGGUGCUCGUGUCAAUUAUGAAGGCAUUGCCUUAUUUUGUAAUGUUUGAUUGAUAAAACUA
Pyrus x bretschneideri (Chinese white pear) is the source of this 786-nucleotide messenger RNA. RefSeq names its product probable gamma-secretase subunit PEN-2. Gene Ontology annotation, cellular component: gamma-secretase complex. The record is from RefSeq and is a predicted model, not a curated record. Lineage: Eukaryota; Viridiplantae; Streptophyta; Magnoliopsida; Rosales; Rosaceae. The transcript is spliced from 2 exons. The coding region runs from base 204 to 623 and encodes 139 amino acids.